GCCAGAAAUGUAGGCAUUUGAAGGAGUCAACCAUUUCUGCUCUGGAAUGGUGGUUACAAGCUCCUGAUCUUGCUCAUCACCGGCUCUGCUAUGACUGUGGAUGUCAGUGACUGCUCAUAUGGCACUCCAUACCAAGACAGUAACUGGAGCUCUGAUGGAUUACAUCAGAGCUCCCAGGGCAAAAUACACACUGGUAGGAGAAGCAGUUCGUUAUAUCAUCCCGGGACCUAUGCAGUGCUCAAUUGGCUGUGGAGGUCAAGACUGCAAGUAUGACAAUCCAAAUUACUGGAGUGCUGACAAGCAGGCAAUAAAAGGCCUCUACUCAUCCUGGGUUACCGAUCACCUUCUUGCCAUGUCCAGACCCUCAACAGAGAUCAUUGAAAAAUAUAAUAUUAUUGAUCAAUUCAAAAGGAGUGGUAUAAAGACAGUGAUCAACCUGCAGAGGCCUGGUGAACAUGCCAGCUGUGGAAACCCUCUGGAGCCAGAGAGCGGCUUCUCUUACCGUCCAGAGGUCUUCAUGGAAAAUGACAUUUAUUUCUAUAAUUUUGGGUGGAAUGACUACGGAGUGGCUAACCUCACAGCCAUGCUGGACAUGGUGAAAGUCAUGGCCUUUGCAAUCCAGGAAGGAAAGAUAGCUGUCCACUGUCAUGCUGGUCUGGGACGAACAGGUGUAUUGUUAGCAUGCUUCUUGGCCUAUGCAACCAGGAUGUCAGCUAACCAGGCCAUAUUAUAUGUACGUGCUAAGCGUCCUAACUCCAUACAGACCCGAGGUCAGCUGCAGUGCGUCAGGCAGUUUGUCCAAUUCCUUGUCCCUCUAAGGAGUGUGUUUUCCUGUGCUAAGCCUCGGUCCAACCCAGUCACCCUGUCCCAGUACCUGAUCCGGCAGAGACACAUGCUGCAUGGGUAUGAGAGGAGGGAGCUGAGGCACCUACCCAAACUCAUCCAGCUGGUGUGUAGGCUGCUGUUGGACAUUGCAGAGAACCGGCAGGUCAUUGAAGAAGACAUUCUGGAGGCUCCUGAUAUUGACGACCUAGAGAUGACCCUCAGCACCAUUGAGAAACUGGGACCAGAGUUCUUCGGAAUGCAGACCCAUUUACCAGGCCCUCCCACCUUACCCAGGCAUUUCAACGAGCCACCCAUCUUCUACCAUCGCAAAAGUCUAAGCUAUAGUGAGUCUGACUUGAGACGACUGGGGUCACAGCUCAAUCUCCUGACACAACCUCUAGGCUCUCUGUCACAGAAUAAUGUUCACAUGGUCUGCACCCCCUCCAAGUCCUCCCUCCCUGCAGGUUGGAACAGCAACCAGUCCAUCGUCUCACACAGCUCAGCAAGCUCACUCUGGGAGCACAAGAAUUUCCCAAACCAUAAAGAUGGAGUCCUUGCCCUGAAGAAAGUCAAAAGGAAAAUCAUCCAACGCAGUGAGUCCUUGGGAAAUCACAAUUGUGAGCAGGACAGCAUGGUGUCGAGGUGGAAGGGGGAGCAGAGGCAAGAGUCAGCUGUGAAUGGAAGUAAGUGUCACGGUGGAGUAGAUGAGGAAUCGGAGGUGCCGUUUAUCACUCUGCAGUCAGAGUUGUCACUGGAGGCCAGGAGGCUCCUGGUGGGACAGGCUCUAGCUGUGAACCUUUUCAAAGAAGGGGAGGAAGAGCACAAGCAUGCAGUCUUAGCCUGGGAGGCAGAGCUGAACCAAGGUGGAGCAUGGGAGAGGCUGUGUAUGGAGCGGGAUCCCUUUAUCCUGACUGGGCUGAUGUGGGCGUGGCUGGAGCAGCUUAAAGAACCAGUUAUCUCAAUCCAGGCUGCUAAGGCCCUGAACCCAGACAACACUGACGCUCAGAAUGUCCUCAACACUCUGGACCAGGCCCCCAGAGAAGCAUUAAUGUGCAUACUAAAUUGCAUGGCUCAUAUGCUGAAAAUACCAGAGGAUGUAGAGGAUGCAUUCCUUGAUCGCACUAUAAAAGCUUUCACAUGGCUGGAAAAGAACUCUGAGGAAGGCAGUAAAAUCUAUGAGAGCAUGUCUGCAGUCUUCAGGUGUGUCCUUCUAGACAUGAGGUGCACAGCCAUGAAAGAAGAUGAGCUUCAAGUGCCUGGCUUCCCUUCAUCAUAGCUACUACCAGAUGAAUAGUGUGUGCACGUGCACAUGGAAAGCUGGGGGAAGGUGUGCCAUAACGAGUAUUAUAUAUGUAUAGGGCCCUAUGAUUGCCAUGAUGCAAAAGACAUGGAUGGAAUCGUGGAAUUUGAUAAUCAAUUGUAAAAUGCGGAAUAUCGUGGAAUUUGCCAAACAUGUGCAUGUAAUGUAUACAAAUCAGGGUUUUCCUGACCAUUAUAAGUGUUUCUUCACAGCUCCUAAGCCAAAAUGAACAGAAAAAACUAUGCUGAGAGUCUCUACCAUUUUUGUAGUGUCAUUUACAUACACGCUGCUGCAGCUUCUGUCCAUUUGAAGCAGUAUUUCUCACACACACACACACACACACACACACACGGGCGGCGUGCUAGCAAGAGG
Molecule: messenger RNA, 2497 nt
Organism: Myripristis murdjan (pinecone soldierfish)
Lineage: Eukaryota; Metazoa; Chordata; Actinopteri; Holocentriformes; Holocentridae
Gene: ptpdc1b
Product: protein tyrosine phosphatase domain containing 1b
Exons: 10
Coding region: 101-2101 (666 amino acids)
Biological process (GO): cilium assembly; protein dephosphorylation
Molecular function (GO): protein tyrosine phosphatase activity
Source: RefSeq, a predicted model, not a curated record